Molecule: messenger RNA, 1897 nt
Organism: Neocloeon triangulifer
Lineage: Eukaryota; Metazoa; Arthropoda; Insecta; Ephemeroptera; Baetidae
Product: proton channel OtopLc-like
Exons: 10
Coding region: 35-1882 (615 amino acids)
Biological process (GO): proton transmembrane transport
Cellular component (GO): membrane
Molecular function (GO): proton channel activity
Source: RefSeq, a predicted model, not a curated record
GUCAGGCCUGUGGUUGCAGACGUCGAUACGGAGAAUGGCCGGCAAGAACAACCUGGCGCUGGGCGUUGAGGCCCCCGACCGAUCCCGGGGGCGGCCGAUUUUUACGGCGGAGCAACUGGCCCAAAUUGAAGAAAGGAACAGACAAGCCAGAAAGGAGGGAGACGAUGCGCUCACUAAAACUCUCUCAGUUUUCUACUGCAAGUUACUCGUAGUUUUGGGCAUAGCUUUUCCAGUGACGGAAGCCCUCGCUCCUGAAAUUGCAACGAAUAUUGCCUAUGAGGCCUUUUACCUCUUUUUGUACGGGGGCAGUGUCGCUUAUGUCCUUUACAUGUACACGACCCUAACGAGGGACGAGACCGAGGAGGAGACGCCACUCAAUCCAUCAGUCCUGACCGUCCCACUGCGAACCCCAGCCAGUGAAUCGAGCGCAUCUAUCACAAGAAAUCGAAGGAGGAGCAGUUUGUUUGGAAUAGAAAUUGCUCCGACCUGGCGACAGGCCCCGGAGGCGAAGAUUGCCGGGCAGGAGCACGUGCGAUAUGGAAGUUUCUAUUUGCGACUUGGAGUGGCUGCCUUUGGGAUUGGAAGUAUGAUUUAUUCCGCACUGGAGUUUGGUCAGUUUUUCGAGCUGAGAAAAAUCGACCAAUGCAGAAAUUUCUUCCUGGCACUCUCUCCGCUAUGUCGAAUCGCUUUCGUGCUAAUUCAGAUGCUGUUCAUUUUCGCCAAUAACAAGCUGAUGGAAAUCUACAGGUAUAAAGUGAUCGCAAAGUUUGGUCUGAUGCACAUGAUCGCGACCAAUUUGUGCGAGUGGCUUUAUGUGCUGAUUGAGGAGACCAAAAGCGACAUUUAUAACAUCAACAGGGUGACGCACCACUCUCGGCACGACUCGACGGAGGACGAAGAUGAUUCGACGUUCGAGCGGAGUUUGUGGUACGAAGACGACGAGUUUUUACUCAACCGAAGCCUGACGUCGCACGAGUGCUAUAAAACCAACAUCAUGGGCAAUCUGCUCAAAGAAACUAGCCCCUACUUAUUCCCCUGCACUGUCGAGUAUUCUCUGCUGUGCGCGGUCAUUCUGGCUGUCAUGUGGAAAAAUGUGUGCGGACGAGCUUCGAAAAACCCGUCGCGGCCGAGAGAGAGCGGACUCAACUUGAUUUACAGCCGCUCAAUGAACCAAUUUUCCGUGGACUGCGCCAGUGCGUACAAAGGUCUCUUCGUCGGUAUUGUGCUUGCAGUAAUCACCAUCAUGUCGCUCAUCAUGUUCUUCGAGCUCGUCUAUUUGCCCGGCUUUUCUUACGCAGCGGUCAUCCAAAUAAACAUCUUGGAAUGCGCCUUGUUCUUCUCUGGAACGGUCGCUUCACUUAUUCUGAUGGUCAAGAUCCAGAGAAUUAGUAUUUCGAUGAAUGCUGGACGAUUUGAGUUGGAGCACAUUUUGCUGGUAGUAACGCAAUCUGGCGUAUUUUUGUACUCCAUGUUCCAGGUAAUAGGAUCAAUAUUCUCGGCAGACUUUGAAGAGUUAGAAAUAAUAUCAGUGAUCAACAUCGUCCUGCCGAUCGGCGCCAUCGUCCAAAGUGCCUGCCAAACGCUUGUUCUUUUGGACGCCUCUCGUCGCAGGUGCGACUCGCCGGGCCAAGUGAAAGAAAAGCCCGGCAGACAACUGGUUACUUUCCUGCUGGUGACCAACCUCGCGAUCUGGGCGCUAAACCGACUGAAAAACGGAAGGAUGGAGUUCAAACCGUCGCAAAUCGACUUUUACGGACAUUGGUCUUGGGCGGUGAUCACGCACGUCUGCGUUCCACUUGUCGUUUGCUACAGAUUUCAAUCUACAGUUUGUCUGUACGAAGUUUGGAAGCGAGUUUAUAAAUUAAAGCCUGCUAUUAUUUGAAAAUAAUUGUGCAUU